Molecule: messenger RNA, 801 nt
Organism: Fusarium poae
Lineage: Eukaryota; Fungi; Ascomycota; Sordariomycetes; Hypocreales; Nectriaceae
Exons: 3
Coding region: 1-801 (266 amino acids)
Source: RefSeq, a predicted model, not a curated record
AUGGUCUCAUGGCACGACCUUCUGAAGAUGUUCUCAGAGUUCAUCCACCCACACUCCAAUCCUGAGGAUGAGUCCCUGGCGAUGAAGAAGUAUCCGAUCCUGAGAAUGUCGGAAUGGAAGCGAAAGCUCAUUCUUAUCAUCUCGGAUCACUUCUCUACGUUCUCACUUGGUCAACAUUAUCGCAAACAUCCGGACAAGAGACAAAGCACCGUGGCCAUAUCGAAAGCCGAAGCUGAGUAUUACGCCAUGUCACAGGCAGCGAGUGAAGCUAUAUGGAUCAAUUCUUCUUGGAAGAGAACGGAGAACCCGUUUACUCAACCCAUCACGAUCUACUGUGACAAAUAUGUCCAUCUACGGGACAGCAGCACGAGUUUUCGCUGUCGAGCGAUUUUAAAGAAUGGACUGACAGACCUCCGUUAUCUUGAGGACAACAGCUCCCCUGCGUUUCCUCUGACCGAUCUUCGCUUACGCAAGGAAAUACAUAAGAGUGCAAAACACACAAGAUAUCUUUCGUGCAGCAAGAUGGUGGCACUUAGAGUUCCCCGGGAGAUGCUGGCUGCGAAUGGAGAUGCGCCGCACGUACAUGAGAAGGUCUCAAUGGUGGAAGAUGAGAACAGAAUUUUUGCUGUUGUAUUCCGACUCCCAAUCGAUAUUACGAAGAGCACCUCGACAAAGCUGCGCAUUUGGCUCUUUGGCGGAAGUUAUCAACAUGAUCUGGCUGGAAGGAGUUGGCUUCUUCCUCACGUCGGAUUGUCAACACCAACGCCCGGCGGAUCGCGUACUAUCAUACGCCAACGCUGA